AUGGAGAGCCACGCCUACAGCUCUAUCGUCGGCAAAUACAACAAAAGUGAAAAGAAGAAAUUUGUCAUCUCGUCAUGUAAAACCUUGAUGGAGUUUAAGAAUGGCCAUCGGGGGAAGCAGAAAGGGGGGAAAUCAGCCAAUCAGAAAAGACCGCAAAGUAGAAACAAUUUUUACCUGAACAAAAUAACGCACAUACAGAAUGGAAAAAGAAAAAUAUGCGAUAGAAAGGAAAUGACAGAAAUUUUGCAAGUCAACAGAAUAAGCAAUAGCUACCUAAGACACAUUUUGCCCAAACAGGGUCUCCAUUAUUUGUACACAUACCAGUAUGCUUUGAUUGAGCUGCUAAAUCGGAGCAAUAAUAUCUUAAUCAGUUUGCUCUACUCUGAUUGCAUGGUAUCGUACGUGGUUUAUUCAUUUUACAAAAUAAAUGCCGCUAAUAUGGAUGUACAAGAGGGAGUAGCAACGACUAACGGGAAGGGAGAAAAAACCUUUUCGCUAGAAGAUAAGACAAAGAAGAGGCGAAAAAAAAAUAAUUCUGUAUGCCCAGACAAGUCCGUGCUCAUCGUGGCCUCAUCACAGGCACAAACGUCCGCUCUGCAUGAAACGAUAAUAAAAUUGAAACCUCCAGAUGUGUCAACCUACUUAAUAAAUAACGAAGGGAACAUUCAAACGGUGCGAUGCAAUUAUUUUCUGUACAAUAUAAUCAUUCUGAAUGCAGAAAGCUUCCCCCCCACAUACGACUUCUCCGUUUUGCUAGACCUUUCGAACUUCAUCAUAAUUGAUGAUUUGAGCGAGCUGUAUCAGUUAAAAAUGGACUGUACCGUGAAAAGGAUUUUAACACUCUGUAAGGAAAAGCAAGAUAGGGGGGACGCGCUGCAGAUUUUGCUAGUAAAUAAAUCGCAUGACCAAUGGGUCGUGAAUGACUUGUUGCAGCAUGCUCGGAAUGUAAAGUAUGAGAUUCUUGCGGAGGGCGACGGGUGUGGGGUCUACCCGAUUGACCCGAUUGACAGCGUUGACGCAGGUAGGACGUUUAACCAGCGUACCUCUGGGAGUGCUUUGCACGACGACGAGCAGGGGAGAUACCCCCUAGGGAAUAAGCCACACAGCCCUGGUAGAAACACCCCAGAAGCUGGUGCCCCACGAUGGGGAAAACCUCUCCACUACGUCAACCUACGGAGGUACAGGAAGAACAACUGCGAUCAUUUCAGCAUUUGCGCCCCUAUGAGUGAAGACAAAAAAUUCCUAGUUCUGUUUUACCUUCUAAACAAGAAAAAAGGUAAAAAGAUCAUAAUUUAUUACAAUAAGAGUGACGUGUACGCGUUUUAUGGAUUUGUCAAUGCGUACAUUCCUUGCGUGUUCGUAUCCAGUUCGAACAAAGUUGACUACAAGAAUAGCAUAGUGAGAACCUUCAACAAGACGGGAGAAUAUGUGCUAAUCACGGACGACAUGAGCAUAAAGAAGGCUUACCCCGUGGAUGCUCAUGUGCAUAUACACUACACUUUCCAAGAGAGCCCUAAUUUGUACGUGGACGCGUUAUUCGAGGGGGUUCCGGGCGAGGCCCAGGGCGCUGCAGGUAGCGCUGUUGGAGUUAGCGAUGUUGCCGUUAGCGCCGUUGUUGGAAGUUAUCACUCCCCAGACGCUUCCCUCGUUGCGGUGACCCAGUCCAUCCUGUUCUACAGCAAAAAGCAGCGCAAGCAAUACGAAGAAAUCAACGCGAUUUUUAACUUCAAGAGCUACCCCCUACCGCCCGCCAAAGAGCUAAAAGAUAAUUUCCUCACCUUUCUGAUUGACGAAAUUAAGGAGGUCGUUAUUGAAGACAGUAAACACCUGGAAGAAGCCAAAAAAAUUCAUGAGAAAUAUGGGCACGCCUUCCUCUCCGCAGCGUUAUAUUAUAUACAAAAAAAAAAACUGUUUAAAAAAAAUUUAAAAAAAAAAGAUUUUUCCAAUGUGACUUUCAUUGUAGAGCGAAGCACGCAGUUGAACACUAAGGAGAGAGUUUUCAUUUUUUUAAACGAUUUGUUGAAUUUAAAAAAAAAUGUUGGAGACAUCAAAUUUUUUGUUCAAAAUUAUGUGUACUGCAAAAGGGGAUAUAUCAUGACCGUACCCGAGGACAUAUACAACGUGAUGCACAAGAAUAAAAGUACCGGCGUGAAUGCCGGGAGGUGGGCAGACGUGCACAUGUACAUUCUGUACAAUAACUAUGAAAAUCGUUUAAGAGCUACGCGCCUCAGGAGGGGAGUAUACAAGUCGAAGAAGUCGCUCAGGAGACUCAAAAAACGAGUGAACAUGAAGAUGGAACGAGUCGAAAUGAACAAACUGAAGAGCUGGAUGUCUUCCACGUUUAAGUUAAACAGGAGGAACGUAAAAAGGGACGCCUCAUCGGGGGUGACCGCGGGUCAGCCGACUUGA
Plasmodium inui San Antonio 1 is the source of this 2409-nucleotide messenger RNA. RefSeq lists its product as hypothetical. Bases 1 to 2409 code for a protein of 802 amino acids. The transcript has 2 exons. NCBI's taxonomy places the organism in Eukaryota, Apicomplexa, Aconoidasida, Haemosporida, Plasmodiidae. The record is from RefSeq and is a predicted model, not a curated record.